AUGGCAGAAAGUGAACAGGAUCUGACUGAUGAUUCACCAAGUGGAGAUGCAGAGGUACUGUUUGAAGAUGCUCAAGGACUACUCAAAAAUGUUGAAGAGCAUUUUGAUCAGGAGGAAGACAUGCGACCAGAGAGUUCACCUCCAGGUGAAAUUCAGUUUUCCUUUGAGCCUGAAAAUGCUACAGAGAACGAAAGUGUUCCUGAAGACACAGAAGAGUUAACUACUAACAAUGUGAUCGUAAAUGAGGGCAGAGUAAAUGAGCCCAGUGACAGUACUGAACUGCAGGAUGGGGUGGUCUUUGAAGGUCUAGAAUCAAUCAGUGCUGCAGGGCAAUCAUCAUUUCCAUCAGCUGACAGUAAAACUCAUUCAGUUGAAGGAAAGAUGUCUGAUAAUGAUUUUGGAGAACAAUUGAAAAUUGAAGAACAAAUAGGUAAUGUGCAAGCGGGAGUUUCAGCUCCAGCCCCAACCGAUGAUUGGCUUCCAUCUGUCCCUCAAAAUUUUUCAGAAAUAGACAGUAUCUCAACUUCUCAGAGCACAGGACAGAAGGACGAUCAAGGAAUGGUUAGUCAUGAAGCAGAUGGACAAAUGCGCAUUGUCUCAGCCCCAGCAAGAUUACAUCCUGAUGCUGCAUUUUGUGUACCUAAUGCAUUAAUUAAUGAUAUGUGCAGCUGUGCAUAUCCAUUGGCAGAACAAGAGCCAUCUUUGGUCGAGACUGCUGUCUGUGACACUGUGUUUGAAGAAAACGCCUACAUUAAACAAAAUUCUUUGAACUUAGUAUGGUCCUUUGGAAUAAACCACGAUACUCCAGUGUACGCUCUGCAUAUUGAUAACCGGAGGUUGAUCCUUUAUGCUUCUUCACACACUGCGGUUAUGAACAAUUUUUCAAUUACUCGUCAGCACCUCUUACAGGGUCACUGUAGUCCACUUUCAUGUAUAGCUGUGAGUGGGAAUAGGAGAUGGGUGGCAACAGCAGACCAAAGUCCAGAGAGUCUAGUUAUUGUAUGGGACACUUUCUCUGGUAUACCUGUACAAACACUCUUUGACUGUCACACAGAAGGUGGAGUUGGUGCCAUGGCUAUGACUCAAGAUGCGAAAUACCUGGCAACAGUUGGCACAGGAACAGUUCAGCGGGUGUGCAUCUGGGACUGGACUUCAGAAGCUAAAGGACCACUUUGUUCUGUGGACCUGAGUCCUGCCUUUAGCCUUCAGACUUUUGUACUAUUUAAUCCUGAAGAUAAUACUGAGCUGCUCAGCAACAGUAAAACUGAAGUUGUAUUCUACACUUGGAAAGACAACCAGUUGGAAUUUGCAUCACCAAUCCUUACAGAUCAAACAUUUAACAAGAUUGUGGGACUUUACAGCCAAUCAGUUUUCCAUCUUACCCCUUCACAAGUACUCAGUGCUACUUCUGCAGGGAAUUUGGUUAUCUGGGACACUGUGCAAACACCACAAAUUCAGUCUGAUGCAGUAAAAUCAUACAAAAAAAAAGCUCUAAAGCUGAUGAAUCUACAAAGUGAUAGUAUUACAGUGGUCACGGUGUCUGACAGGUAUAUAGUGACGUGUGAUGUCAAAGGUUGCAUCAAGUUUUAUGAUGAGCAACUUUGCUUACUUAAUUGGUAUAGUAACUUCAACCUGGGACCCAUCAGUUCAAUUUCCUUCUCCAGUCAACCAGCUUCCAAAGCCGAUGGGAAAACUUCUUACCCAUCAGAGUCUAACAUCAAUGCUCAGCAAUUUAUUGUCAGGAACUUUGUUGUAGCAACAGUUGAUGCUACAGUGGCUCAUGUAACUGGAGAUGGGUGCAAACUUGAAGUGUUAUUGCAGGAGCAUGGUGCAGCGGUACAUGCUAUAGCAUGUCAUCCUGCUCGGCCUUUCAUCUGUAUGGGAAGCUACUGUGGACUCCUGAAGAUCUGGAACUAUGAGAAGAAGGAACCCUUCUGCAGCAGGCUCUUUGGAACAGGGAACUAUAUUCAGUGUGUGACUUAUAAUGAAGCAGGUUCACUAUUGGGAGUUGGACUUACUGAUGGAUGUGUUCACAUCCUUGAUGCACUUUCUCUGAACGAUGAGUGCCCAGAACCUUUCCAGUAUGCCAGAGAUGCUGUUACUCAGAUUGCCUUCUCUCAUGAUUCCAGUUACCUAGCAACAAUAGAUAGUAAAACUACAGUAACAGUGUUUCUGUUCAGGGAGAAGUCUUGGAACUAUUUAGGAAGGCAAAAUGCACACUUUAAACCCAUUCAAAGUUUCAUAUUUGGGAUAUAUUUGGACAGCAAUCAACCCAGACUAUUGUCUCUUGGAGAGGAUAGAGUUCUGGUGGAGUACGAUCUGACUCAUAGCACUGAGGGUGAUGUGCGGAUAUUGAGUAGCGAACGAAUAGAACAGAGUGCUGUCCCUACGUGCAUGGCCUGGUACCCACCAAUCAGUAAAGAGAGCUUCAUUAUCACAGCCAACAACCAGUAUAAACUAAAGCUCUAUAAUGCCACUACCAAAAUGUGCAGGAAGACAGUAUUAGGCCCAAUUUAUGGAUCCCCUGUUAGGAAGAUAGAAGUUCUCCCUUUCUCAAAAGACAGUGAUGUUAAGAAGUGUUAUUUAGCCUACAUUACAGAUGACAAGGUGGGUUUACAAACUCUGCCAUUGGAUGGAAAUCCCCACAAAUCCUGUGCAGUUAUCUGCCAUGGAACAAGAGUGUCCAAUAUUGCCUGUUCAUAUGAUGGUUCUUACAUAUUCACUGCAGGAGGAGAUGAUUGUACUGUGCAUAUGUGGAAAGUUGACCUGACGGCCCAUGAGGCAGUAACUGCACUUGGAGGAGAGGAUCUGAUCCCAUUCUAUGGUUUAUUGGAAGGUGGAAGAGAUGGAGAAUUAUUUAGGGAGAUGGAGAACUAUUUCUACUAUUCACAGCUGCGUUUCCAGCAUAUCAGCACAAUGGAGACCAGGGAGGUGUCAACUCAUAUUCCACUGCAAGAAAUUCCAUUUGUGAUAAGAGCACUGGGAUUCUACCCUACAGAGAAAGAGAUUGAGGACAUGCUGAAUGAAGUGAAGUUCAGUAAAUAUGUGGAAACAGGAAGAUAUGUGACAGAUAUUGGUCUAGGUGAAUUCAUUAAACUGUAUAUAAAUCAUCGACCUGCUUUUGGCAUAACUGCUUCUGAGCUGCAGCAUACAUUUGAUGUUCUUGGCUAUGACAAUGAAAAUGGAGAAAAAGCAAUUAACUUAGGAGAAUUACUGCAACUAUUGCAAAAUGGAGGUGAAUGUAUGGCUGAGGAAGAGGUAGCAGAGUGCCUUUCCACACUACUAGGCUUGAAUCCUGAGGGAGGAAGUUCUGAAUUGAUCUCCUUUGAUGCCACAAAUGCAAGAGCACUGCUUGCACAGCAACUUCCCCAGGAGAUUACAAGUAAACUGUUUAUAAAUGAAAUAUUGGGGUUUCCCCAGAAUUCAACUUGUGUCGAAGAGACAACUAUUCCUGCAGCUGCAUCAACAUGAGCACAAACUGAAAUAUACUUUCAUCUAUCAAAUAAUUUGUAUUCCUUCAUUGAUUUUAGUUUUCAUAGUUUCAUUACUAAAUGACCAGAGUUGGCUGUUUUAAUACUUAUUUUUAAAUUAAAAAUAUAAGAAAUGGUUCUAUUUGUGAUGGCUAUUCUUACAGAUAGGUACAAAUGGGCCUGUGUAAUUUGACUUAAAUUGAUAUGUCUGAGGUGAGAUGAUCUACAUAGGAUGUUGAGAUGGCAUUGAAUAAUUAGAAUUAUUGUAUGUGAUGAAAAAGAACCAAUUGAAUGACAAAAUAAUGAAAAUAGUACAAUAGAUACUCAUUCCAUCAGUACC
This is a messenger RNA of Carcharodon carcharias (great white shark), 3810 nucleotides long. It is a transcript of the gene cfap251, whose product is annotated as cilia and flagella associated protein 251. Lineage: Eukaryota; Metazoa; Chordata; Chondrichthyes; Lamniformes; Lamnidae. Gene Ontology annotation, molecular function: protein binding. The transcript has 21 exons. Bases 1 to 3471 code for a protein of 1156 amino acids. The record is from RefSeq and is a predicted model, not a curated record. Gene Ontology annotation, cellular component: sperm flagellum.